This is a messenger RNA of Dracunculus medinensis (Guinea worm), 906 nucleotides long. Lineage: Eukaryota; Metazoa; Nematoda; Chromadorea; Rhabditida; Dracunculidae. The record is from the annotation of a GenBank genome assembly.
UUGUGCAUCUCUAAAAAACAAAUUUUUGAUAAAACAAAUUUAAGAGCAAAAAAGAAAGCUUCAGAUUUUCUCAGAUUUCUCAGGAACACUUCAUCUAAUUUCAGUGUACUUCAAUGGAACAAUGAAACGAUAAAUAUUUGGUCUCAUUUAUUAGGUUUCCUAUAUUUUGCUUGGCUUCAAUAUCAUGCGAUUUUUGAAGUUUUACCUCGUUUUGAUGCACAUUUUUCUGAUUAUUUAACCAUCAAUUUAUGUAUAUUUGGCGUUCAGUUGUGUAUGUUAUUAUCAGUAUCAUAUCAUAUAUUUGGAGCUGCAAAUAUAUCACAACGACGUGUUCUUCUACGAUUUGACAUGUUUGGUAUAUCAGCUGGCUUGAUUAGUAUAUAUCUGAUCGGAAUUUAUACUGCUUUUAUUUGCUUUCAGGAAUGGCAAACGAAUUAUUUCAUUCUCAUAGGAAUUCUGUCAGCAUUUACAGCAUCUUUGCCUCUAAAAGAAAACAUAAUUGACUCUAAAUUGAAUGGAGCUUGUUGUAUAGGGUAUCUUCAUAUAUGGUAUACAAGUGUUGCUAUAUUUAGUAUAGUACCCGCAGUACACUGGAUAAUGUUAAAUGGUGGGUUGCAUACUGAUGCAGUUAUGAAAUUAUUACCAAGGUUAUUCAUUCUCUACAUCUUGGCUAUGUUAGCUUUUGUAUUUUAUGCUUCGAUGAUUCCCGAACGUUUCUCACCUGGUAAAUUUGAUGUUAUUGGCUGCAGUCAUCAGUGGUGGCAUUUACUAAUUUUAACUGCGAUGAUAUAUUGGAUGAAUUCUGGCCUGGAAGUAUUAACUUAUUAUCGUAUGUUUCCAGAAGCGUGUCACAUGGAAAUCAUGCAAUCAUUUAACUAUACUACCUUAUGGUGUCUUCAUUUAUAA